Messenger RNA from Canariomyces notabilis, 2406 nucleotides. RefSeq lists its product as uncharacterized. Gene Ontology annotation, molecular function: transcription cis-regulatory region binding; zinc ion binding; DNA-binding transcription factor activity, RNA polymerase II-specific. Bases 1 to 2406 code for a protein of 801 amino acids. The transcript is spliced from 3 exons. NCBI's taxonomy places the organism in Eukaryota, Fungi, Ascomycota, Sordariomycetes, Sordariales, Chaetomiaceae. Gene Ontology annotation, biological process: DNA-templated transcription; regulation of DNA-templated transcription. Gene Ontology annotation, cellular component: nucleus. The record is from RefSeq and is a predicted model, not a curated record.
AUGGAGAGCCCCGAGUUUGCGGCUGGCAAUGGCAUGCGGAGCCAUGGCGCAAUCGGCGGCGGCCAAAACAACAAGCGCAAACGGAGCCUCAUGGACAGCAGUCCCGCGAGCCUUCUCGACCACGAUCACCACGACCGCGACGUCGACCACGAUGUGGGAGGCGAUGGUUCUCCCGAGGGCAAGGGCCGUCGCCUACCCGGCGUGAAGCGCGCUUGCAAUGAGUGUCGCCAGCAAAAGGUAAGCAAAUCUCGGCUGUCAGCGAGGUUUCAGUCAUCUCUUCGCCUUUCGGUCCCAUCUCCGGCUCCGGCUGCGCAUUUGCUUCUGCCUCGGCAAUUCGCGCUGCGCCGCAUUUGCGACCACUCCGCUCCCGGCCUCGCCCCGGACGCCCCUCCCGAUUACCGGAGCUGCCCGAUUGUUUUCCUCCUUUUACGCUGCGAUGUCGUGCAGGACCCCUUCCAGAGUUGCUCUCGGUGCGUUCGGCUCAAGCUCGAAUGCAAGAUUGAGUCCAACUUUAAGCGCAUUGGCAAACGCUCCAAGCAUGCCGAGAUGGAGAAGGAGAUCGACAAGCUACGCCGCGCCGUCCAGAUGGCCAAAGCUCAAGGCUUCGUCCUCGACGACGAUGACGAGGCCGUGCAAUCGCAGCUCCAGUCCCCGGUUGUUGCCAGCCAGUACAGCCAUACCCGCAACCCCUCGCUAAUGGGCUCUGAGGAGGCCGUUUCAUCACUGCUGCAUCUGAAGCGUGGCGGCUCGUACAAUCUGCCCCGCAUCGCACGCGAGCUCGAGGACUUCAGACUUACCGAAGACGAUGAGAGACAACUGUUCGGCCAGUUUUUCAGCUACUACCACCCGUUUCUGCCCUUCCUAAACCCCACUCAGACCGCAGACCAAUACUAUCAGCAGCAUCCCUUGCUUUACUGGGCCAUCAUAGCCGUCGCCAGCAGACGCUUCAGCCCUGACCCUACCAUCCUUACGAAGCUGUCCGGGCCGUUGACGAGGUUACUAUGGAACACCGUGGGAGAGGUGCCACAGAGCUACUUUGUCGUCAAGGCGCUAUGUCUCCUCUGCACGUGGCCGCUUCCGACAAGCACGACAUCUUCGGACCCUACGCACAUCCUUUGCGGAGUCAUGAUGAAGACAGCAACAGGCAUCGGCCUGCACCGGCCAAAUCACAUCAACGACUUUUCGCGAGUUGCCGUCGAGCUCAACAAGGACGGGUUGCACGACCGAAUCAAGACCUGGGCGGUAUGCAAUAUUGUGGCGCAGACGAUAGGAACGGGGUACGGUCAGCCAGCAUCGACCUUGUAUGACUGGACCUUGGCAGUUCGACCGGGCGAUUCGGGUCCCUUCUCGCUGGGACCCGAGUUAGAGGCCAGACUGCAAAUAGAACGCUUCUGUGACAAGGUCUCCAAAGAGAUGUAUAGCAACGUCAGUGACCCUCGUGGCGUUGCCGGCGACGAACACCGCGCCAUGCUGAUGCGAGUGUACCGCCGUGAAUUCAACGAGUUGCAAGCUACCAUACUCUCGCAGAAUCUAUCGCCUAUCAUCCAGCUCCAUCUGAGGGCUGCCGGCCUUCAUCUGCGGCUAGCCGGUUUUUUCGACUCAAGUAGCACGCCAGGCUACCUGGACGAUUUGAUGGCCUUGUGGCGUGCAACGACCUCCUACCUCGAUUUGAUCCUGGAUGGUCCCGAGACAUGUCACGAAUCCUAUCAGUACCAGCUACGAGACCAGUUCUUUUUGAAAUAUGCUACAAAUUACAUCCAGCAAAUGCUGGUCGCCGCGGGGUUCGCCCUGCUCAAACUCAUGCGUUCGUUCUUUGCAAAGCAGGUCGAUUUCGAACGAGGCCGAAAUCUCUUCCACAGGACCAUCCAAGCCAUCAGAACCACUAGUGUUGUGCAGAAUGACUUGAAUUGGCGCCUGGCAGAGCUGAUGGUCCAGAUUUGGAACGGUGCCAGACUAGAAGGCGUUUCGCCAUCAUUCCAGGGCGACGACCACCCUGAAAUUGAUGACAGUCUGCAGCUCAAGGUCCGCUGCCGGCACAGCAUGAGUCUUGUUUUCGACUCGAUUUGGCACUGGAGGGAAGAAUACCAAGCAAGAGGGCGAGGUACGCUCGACGCUCUGAAGCAACCCACACACCCCGAUUCGGCUAAUGAAUCUUCAGCCUCUUCGACUCAUCUGGAUACGACCCUGGCUCCGCCCUCACACGGUUUGCCGGGCCCUCUCAAUCUGGCGACUUCAAAUGGAGCCUUGACUCCCAGCGGCGGGUCGACCAUGGGAGCCGGUGCCCAAGGCGCCAUUUUGGGCCUGGGAUACGAAAGCACGUACGAUGUUUGGGACCCCCAGCACUGGAUGUUGGACGGAUUGCUUGACUUCAACUACACGUUCGUCCCCCCCAUCGAGGGCGCUUAG